AUGUCACGCACUCCGAAAACGCCUCGCUGCGUUGGCAGCCCGUCCUUCGCCCCAGAUGAAGUCAUCGAGGAUGCUCCAAGACUCCAGCAAGCCCGCGAGCUGUUGGCAGCAAACGACCUAUACAACGCCAGCCGCGCCCUGCUAAGCCUUCCCGAGAGAGACUCCUUUACGUAUCAUGCCAUGACAAGUGUCAAGCUGGCCGAGGUGCAGCACGUUGUCGGACUGGGCGGCGUCAAUGGUCUGCACGCUUGGUAUCGUGACGAGGAUGGCACAGCUAGGGAGCCGCCGCCGCUACCAGACAUCGAGGCGUACAUCUCCAUCUUCAGUCCCUCAACGGCCACGGCGUCUGCUCUCAAGAACUUUGAGACCAACGCAAAGAAGACGUCGAUCCGGUCCGAGGCCGCGCGGCACUUGGCGGAGAAGCGCUACGUGCACCCGGCAUUGGCCUCACAGCUAACCAUUCCAAAGGCCAAGCAGCCGCCCAGCCAGAACCCGUACUUUGACUUCUGGGCCUGGUCGUGCCGCAAUCUAGAGUGGUGCGGGCCGUGCGCUUCAUCUGAGCGGGUGGCAACGAGCCACCAUGUGCUCCCUAUUUUCAUGCACCACUUUGGCUGUGCAACGCCAUCACACGAGAGCCUGCAAGUGUUGAGACUGCUGGCGGAUGGCCGAGCCGUGGCGGAUAUGGGCUCGGGUAACGGGUACUGGACGUUUCUGCUUCGGCGGUACGGCCUGACGGUCUAUCCGGUGGAUAACAUGCAGAGCGAGUGGAGGGUCAAUUGGGUCGACGACACCGUCAUCAUGGACGGCGUCCAGUGGCUACGAACAGGGUUGUAA
Messenger RNA from Trichoderma aggressivum f. europaeum, 834 nucleotides. RefSeq lists its product as uncharacterized. The record is from RefSeq and is a predicted model, not a curated record. The transcript has 2 exons. NCBI's taxonomy places the organism in Eukaryota, Fungi, Ascomycota, Sordariomycetes, Hypocreales, Hypocreaceae. The coding region runs from base 1 to 834 and encodes 277 amino acids.